Choloepus didactylus (southern two-toed sloth) is the source of this 4051-nucleotide messenger RNA. It is a transcript of the gene ITGAM, whose product is annotated as integrin subunit alpha M. Bases 108 to 3569 code for a protein of 1153 amino acids. The record is from RefSeq and is a predicted model, not a curated record. Gene Ontology annotation, molecular function: integrin binding. Gene Ontology annotation, biological process: integrin-mediated signaling pathway; cell adhesion mediated by integrin; cell-cell adhesion. NCBI's taxonomy places the organism in Eukaryota, Metazoa, Chordata, Mammalia, Pilosa, Megalonychidae. Gene Ontology annotation, cellular component: integrin complex; external side of plasma membrane. The transcript has 30 exons.
CAGACUUCUGUCUUCUGCUUCUCUCUUUCUGCCGUUCCUGACUUUGGUGGCUUCCCUGAGAUAGCUCAGUGGUACCUGGAGCCCGGCGGUUCCUGCUCCUUCCAGCAAUGACUCGAAGAGUCCUUCUGUUGACAGUGCUGACCUUGUGUCAUGGGUUCAACCUGGACACUGAAAGCUCAGUGAUCUUCCAAGUCAACGCAAAGGGCUUUGGGCAAAGUGUGGUCCAAUUUGAGGGAUCCCGGGUGGUGGUUGGAGCCCCCCAGGAGAUCAAGGCUGCCAACCAAUCGGGGGGCCUCUACCAGUGCGACUACAGCACGGGCACCUGUGAGCCCAUCCCCCUGCAGGUGCCCCCAGAGGCUGUGAACAUGUCCCUGGGCCUGUCUCUGGCAGCUGCUGCCAAACCCUCCCGGCUGCUGGCCUGUGGCCCCACUGUGCAUCAGAUGUGCAAGGAGAACAUCUACGCCAAAGGCUUCUGCUUCAUGUUUGGAUCCAAUCUCCUGCAACAACCCCAGAGGUUCCCAGAGAGCCUUAAAGAGUGUCCUCAGCAGGACAGCGACAUAGCCUUCUUGAUUGACGGCUCUGGUAGCAUCGACGAAAGGGACUUUCAGCGUAUGAAGAAUUUUGUCUCAACUGUGAUGGACCAACUCACAAAGUCCACAACCUUGUUCUCUUUGAUGCAGUACUCUAACAACUUCAAGACUCAUUUCACCUUCAAUGGUUUCAAAAAAGACCCUAACCCGGGACUUCUGGUGGGGCCAAUAGAACAGCUAAACGGUUGGACAUACACCGCCACGGCAAUCCGCAAAGUAGUACAAGAACUUUUUCACAGCACAAAUGGAGCCCGGAAGAAUGCCCUUAAGAUUCUAGUUGUCAUCACAGAUGGAGAAAAGUAUGGUGAUCCCUUGAAGUAUGAAGAUGUCAUCCCUGAGGCAGACAGAGAAGGAAUCAUCCGCUAUGUCAUUGGGGUGGGGCAUGCCUUCAACAAGCCAAAAUCCCGCAAAGAGCUUGAUACCAUUGCAUCCAAGCCACCUCGUGACCAUGUGUUUCAGGUGAAUAACUUUGAGGCUCUGAAGACCAUUCAGAAUCAACUGCAGGAAAAGAUCUUUGCCAUUGAGGGCACUCAGACAGGAAGUACCAGCUCUUUUGAAUAUGAGAUGUCCCAGGAGGGCUUCAGUGCUGCCAUCACCUCUAAUGGUCCCUUGCUGGGCACUGUGGGAAGCUUUGACUGGGCUGGUGGAGCUUUUCUGCAUACUUCAAACAAGAAAGUCAUCUUCCUCAAUACAACCAGGGUGGAUUCAGACAUGAACGAUGCUUACUUGGGUUACGCUGCUGAAGGCUUCAUGUGGAACCGGAUGCAGAGCGUGGUUCUGGGUGCACCUCGACAUCAGCACACAGGCCUGGUGGUGAUGUUCAUACAGAAUGCUGGCACCUGGGAGCUCAAAACUUUUGUCACAGGGAGCCAGAUCGGCUCCUACUUCGGGGCCUCCCUCUGCUCCGUGGAUGUGAACAAAGAUGGCAACACGAACCUAAUCCUCAUCGGGGCUCCCCAUUACUACGAUCAGACCCGGGGGGGCCAGGUGUCCAUCUGUCCCUUGCCCCGGGGGCGUGCUAAGUGGCAGUGUGAGGCCAUUCUCCGCGGGGAGCAGGGCCAUCCCUGGGGCCGCUUUGGGGCGGCCCUGACAGUGGUGGGGGACGUGAAUGGAGACAAGCUGAUGGACGUGGCCAUCGGGGCCCCGGGGGAGCAGGAGAACCAGGGUGCUGUCUACCUGUUUCAUGGAACCUCGGGACUGGGCAUCAGCCCCUCCCACAGUCAGAGGAUUGCAGCCUCCCAGAUCUCCCCCAGGCUCCAGUAUUUUGGUCAGUCGCUGAGUGGAGGCCAAGACCUCACAAUGGAUGGACUGGUAGAUCUGGCCAUAGGGGCCCAGGGACACAUGUUGCUGCUCAGAUCACAGCCAGUGCUGAGAGUUGAUGUGACUAUGGAGUUCACACCCAGGGAAGUGGCAAGGAAUGUGUCUGAGUGUCGUGAAGAGGUGGUGAAAAAUCAGAAUGCUGGAGCGGUCAGAGUCUGCCUCCGUGUCCGCAAGAACACAGGGGACAGGCUGAGAGAAGAUGAAAUCCAGAGCAUCAUCACUUACGACCUGGCUCUGGACCCCAGCCGCCCAAAUCCCCGUGCCAUCUUUGACGAGACAAAGAACAGCACACGCACGCAGACUCAGACCUUGUCGCUGACAACGAAAUGUGAGGUUCUGAAGCUACAGUUACCGGAUUGUGUAGAGGAUUCAGUGACCCCCAUCGCCCUGCGCCUCAACUUCACUCUGGAGGGGAAGCCCUUGUCCCUCCUUUGGGAAUCUCCGGCCGGGUGUUGGGCUGUGGAUGCUAAGAGACUCUUCACAGCCAUGUUCCCCUUUGAGAAGAAUUGUGGCAAUGACAGCAUCUGCCAGGACGAGCUCAGCAUCAUCUUCAAUUUCAUGAACCUGGACACUCUGGUGGUGGGUGGUUCCCGGGACCUCAAUGUGACGGUCACUGUGAGAAACCAGGGCGAGGACUCCUACAGGACUCAGGCCGCCUUCUUCUACCCACCGGGCUUGUCCUAUCGGAGGGUGUCAGGGGCCCAGAACCAGCGCUCUUGGCGAUCCUGGCGACUGAUCUGUGAGUCCAGCUCCUCCACUGAAGGGUCUGGGACCCUGAAGAGCAGCAUCUGCUACAUAAACCACCCCAUCUUCCCUGACGACUCGGAGGUCAUCUUCAAUAUCACGUUUGAUGUGGACCCUCAGGCUUCCCUUGGAAACAAACUAUUCCUCAAGGCCAAUGUGACCAGUGAGAACAACAUGCCUAGGACCAGCAAAACCGAAUUCCAGUUGGAGCUGCCUGUGAAAUAUGCUGUCUAUGUGGUGGUAUCCAGCCAGGAGAACUCAACCAAGUAUAUUAACUUCACAGCCUCAGAGAAAAGCAGCCGUGUGCUGGAGCAUCACUAUCAGUUCAACAACCUGGGGCAGAGGAGCCUCCCCAUCAGUGUAGUCUUCUGGGUCCCCAGCCAGCUGAGCCAGGAGGCCGUGUGGACUCACCCCCAGGUUAACUUCUCCCAGAAUGUCCACAAUUCCUGCCGCACCGAGCAAAGAGCCCCCUCUCGCUCUGACUUCCUGGCUGUGAUUAAGAAGACCCCAGUGCUGAACUGCUCUGUCGCGGUCUGCCAGAGAAUCCAGUGUGACAUCCCGGCCUUCGGCAUCCAGGAAGAAUUCAACGUCACCCUCAAAGGCAACCUCUCAUUUGACUGGUUUAGCAAGACUUCCCAGGACUCCAUCCUGCUUGUGAGCACUGCCGAGAUCCUGAUUAACGAGUCAGUGUAUGCUCUGCUUCCAGGACAGGGGGCAUUCGUGAGGGCCCAGACAGAGACCAAAGUGGAGCCGAACCGAGUUCAAAACCCUGUACCUCUCCUGGUGGGCAGCUCCAUCGGGGGGCUGGUGCUGCUGGCCCUUAUCACGGCCGGACUGUACAAGCUCGGCUUCUUCAAACGGCAGUACAAGGACAUGAUGAGUGAAGCUGGCCCCCAGGCAGCCCCGACUGAGUAGUGACUCCCUCCCACCGAGCGGCCUCUCCUGCAGCAGGCAGGACGUCGGUCAGACCCCAGGCUGCGGGGCAGACACGUCCAUUUGGAGACAGGAGUGAGAUGUCUCACCCAGGAGAGAACUGCUUGGUUUUCCAUUUGUGUGUGAGUGUGUGCAUGUGUGCGUGAGGCUCAGCUGUCUCUUGCAUGGAAGUAAUGUCUUCCACACAAGCUCUUGGGCAGAAGGAGAUUGCUUGGCUUCCUUGUGUGUGUGUGUGGGGUGAAGGUGCUGUUGGGUCUUCCUCUGGCACCGAGUUGAUGGCAACUCCUGUGGGUGAAAAAAAAAAAUGCAAAGGAUCCUCUCCCCGCGGAAGGAAGUGCAGACUCGCAGGAGCCUGUGCUGCUGGGAUUGAGACCACACAGAGAAGCCGGGGUCAACAGGAGCCCAUCCAAACCCAUUCCCCGUUAGAGCAGAUGGGCCCAAUAAAUAUCUCAAAUGAGGAAUGA